CUCGAAAGGCACAAAUAUCACUCAUAUCAUUUAUCAAAAGUUCAAAAAUUGACUGAAAAUGAUUAUUAUCAACGAUUAGAAUUUUGUGACUGGGCUUUAUCUCAAAGAGAUUACUUUUUUAAUAAUGUCAUGUUUACCGGCGAAGAAACUUUUACGAAGAAUGGAUCUAUGAAUUCAAGAAAUAUGUAUUAUUGGUCAACGGAAAAUUUUCAUUGGUUUAGACAAAUCGAUAAUCAACAUCGAUGGAGUGUAAAUAUAUGGAUCGGCAUACUCGGCAAUCGUUUUAUUGGACCAUACUUUAUCAAGGGAUCACUGAUCGGACCAAAAUAUGCACAUUUUUUAACAAAUACUCUAUGGACAUUUUUACAUGAUUUACCAUUGCAUGCACGACAAAUAAUAUGGAUCCAACAGGAUGGUUGUUCUGCCUAUUAUGCAAGAAUCGCAAAGGAUGUAUUAAAUAGAAUCUUCCCAAAUCGAUAGGACUAGGUGGCCCCAUUCAUUUUCUCAGCAAGAUCACCUGAUUUAACGCCCCUCGACUUUUCCUUGUGGGGCUACUUGAAAAAUAAGGCGUAUCAUCACUGAGUGUAAUAAAAUAACACCAAAUACAUUACACAUUGUGAGUGAAUUAUUAAUCUAUCGAUUCAGAAAAUGUCGUGAUGUAAAUGGUCGUCACAUUGGAACUUUUCUGUAAAUAAAAUCAUUACAACAUUAAC
This is a messenger RNA of Frieseomelitta varia, 713 nucleotides long. RefSeq lists its product as uncharacterized. The record is from RefSeq and is a predicted model, not a curated record. Lineage: Eukaryota; Metazoa; Arthropoda; Insecta; Hymenoptera; Apidae. Bases 130 to 480 code for a protein of 116 amino acids. The transcript has a single exon. Gene Ontology annotation, molecular function: nucleic acid binding.